Molecule: messenger RNA, 594 nt
Organism: Papaver somniferum (opium poppy)
Lineage: Eukaryota; Viridiplantae; Streptophyta; Magnoliopsida; Ranunculales; Papaveraceae
Product: ubiquitin carboxyl-terminal hydrolase 12-like
Exons: 4
Coding region: 1-594 (197 amino acids)
Molecular function (GO): protein binding
Source: RefSeq, a predicted model, not a curated record
AUGGGAAGUCGGAUAGUGGAGCUGCCUCCAUAUACGGAGUUCGUUUGGAGAAUUGACAAUAUUUCGAAGUUGGCAACUUAUAUGGAACACUACUCUGACAUUUUUUUGGUUGGUGAUUGUGAAUGGAAGGUGUCAAUUAAUCCGAAGGGAUAUAACUACGGGGAUGAUGACCACUUGUCCAUUAUCCUUUGGCCAGUAGACGACUCAUCCAAAUUAUCGUAUGCCAAGUUCAGUUUCUCAGUUGUUAAUCAAAUCAAUAGCGACGGCACAGUAAUAGCAGAUGGAGAAUACGAAUUCGCUGACGAAAAUGGUCGGGGUUUCUUAAACUUUAUGCCUGUAAGAGAACUCAUCAAUGAUGAAGGUUAUGUUGUGAAUGAUACUUGUAUUGUAACUGUUAGGAUUUCUUCUUGUAGAAUGUUGGAUAACUCAACAGAUUAUGAGGAUGGUGAUGAGGAUGAGGAGGAGGAGGAGGAUAAAGUGAAUAAGGACUUGAGCACAAUGCAAGCUGUCAGGAAUCAGUUCAAUUUUAAUGGAUUUGGUCUUUAUUUAGCUCAUGUUUUGCCCAAUAGUGGAUUCAAUGAAGUUAUAGGUUGA